AUCAGUAAAUCGUAAAUAAUUGAACAAUUAUAAAAUUUUUAAAUCAAACAAACUCGGUUGGAUUAAACUCAAUGUGUUCCUUGAAUCAAUUUAAAUUAAAAUUCACGACAAUGGCUAGUUACAAGUUGGUGUAUUUCAACGUAAUGGGACUUGGAGAACCCAUUAGAUUCCUUCUCAGCUACGGGGGCGUCGAAUUUGAGGAUAUUCGUGUAAACCAUUCGUCGGAAGAAUGGGCCAACAUGAAACCAAUGACCCCGUUCGGCCAGUUACCCACGUUGGAAAUCAACGGCAAAGUUUACUCGCAAACAUUAUCUAUUUGUCGUUACCUGGCCAAACAGUUUAAUCUGCUUGGCAAAACCGAUUUAGAUACGCUGCAGAUCGACGCGAUUGCGAGCGCACUUUACGAUUUCAGACGGCUGGCGAUAUCAUCUUAUUACAGGGAGACUGAUCCGGCUUUGAAAGCCAAGAAGAAAAUCGACGUAAUGACGAGAGUGUAUCCGUUUUACUUGAGCAAGCUGGAGGAUCUGGCGAAAAACAAUGGUGGUUAUUUGCAUGGCAACCAGUUGAGUUACGCUGAUCUAUUCUUCGUUGCUAUAUCGGAUUCCUUAAACACGGCUUACGAAUCUGACAUAACGGAAGACAAACCGCAUUUGAAGUCUCUCAAGGAGAAGGUUUUGGCACAUGAAAAUAUAAAGAGCUGGAUAGAAAAAAGACCAAAGUUGGAGUUCUAAACACGCGUAGAUAAAUCUCGCACGACGAACGUCUUGAAAAUGUGCAUGUGUAUCUUACAAAUACAAUGACAUGAAAAUUC
Messenger RNA from Frieseomelitta varia, 811 nucleotides. RefSeq names its product glutathione S-transferase-like (gene GstS4). The record is from RefSeq and is a predicted model, not a curated record. The transcript is spliced from 5 exons. Gene Ontology annotation, biological process: glutathione metabolic process. Lineage: Eukaryota; Metazoa; Arthropoda; Insecta; Hymenoptera; Apidae. Bases 72 to 731 code for a protein of 219 amino acids. Gene Ontology annotation, molecular function: glutathione transferase activity.